AUGACUAUCGACCCACCAGAGCUUCUCGAGAAGCUGAAGAUCAGUGAUGCCGGUGCAAAUGAAGCCCACAUUCCUGAUUCCGCAGCAAACGGGACUACAAAUGAAGCAGCAGACUCAGAAGACGAUGUCACCGAAGACACCCCCGCAGUAGCUACUGAAGGCGGCGCCAAGAAAAAGAAGAACAAAAAGAGGAAGCCUAAGAAGAAGCAGCCGAAGGUGCAGACCGAUCCGCCAUCUAUUCCCAUCUCGCAGUUAUUCCCAAACAACACCUAUCCCAAGGGCGAAGAGGUCGAAUACAAGGACGACAACCGAUAUCGCACGACCGACGAGGAGAAACGCCACCUCGACAACCUUAAUAGUGAUUUCCUCUCUGACUACCGCCAAGCAGCUGAGGCCCAUCGUCAAGUCCGUCAGUGGGCACAGAAAAACAUCAAACCAGGCCAAAGCCUACUCGAUAUCGCCAACGGUAUCGAGGAUAGUGCACGACGUCUAGUAGGACAUGAUGGUUUGACCGAAGGCGAUUCGCUAAUCGCCGGUAUGGGAUUCCCCACCGGUUUGAACAUCGACAAUAUCGUCGCCCACUACAGCCCAAACGCCGGCUGCAAGACCGUGCUUGCGCAAAACAAUGUGCUCAAAGUCGAUAUUGGCAUUCAUGUAGGCGGUCGGAUUGUGGAUAGUGCUUUCACAAUGGCAUUCGAUCCUACAUAUGAUAACCUACUCGAGGCCGUUAAGGACGCAACGAAUACCGGUGUGCGCGAAGCUGGUAUCGACGUCCGCGUCGGGGAGUUAGGUGGCUAUAUCCAGGAAGCGAUGGAGAGUUACGAGUGUGAGAUCAACGGCACUACUUACCCGAUCAAGGCGAUUCGUAACUUGAGCGGCCAUACAAUUCUCCCGUACUCGAUUCACGGCACCAAGAAUGUUCCCUUCGUCAAGACGGAUGAUAUGACGAAGAUGGAAGAGGGCGACGUCUUCGCUAUCGAAACCUUCGGUAGUACCGGUAGCGGCCGAUUCAUCGAAGCAGGCGAAGUUUCGCACUACGCCAUGCGCGAUAAGACCGUGAAUCCCAAAAGUUUGACUUUGACUUCUGCCAAGAAUGUCUUGGGGGCUAUCAAGAAGAACUUUAGCACAAUUCCGUUCUGUCGACGCUAUUUGGAUAGGAUUGGGCAAGAAAAGUAUCUUCUCGGGCUAAAUCACCUGGUGAAGUCCGGAAUUGUGGAAGAUUAUCCUCCUUUGGUUGAGAAACAAGGGACUUACACGGCUCAAUUUGAACAUACUAUUUUGCUUCGACCAAACGUCAAAGAGGUCAUUAGUCGUGGCGAUGACUUCUGA
This is a messenger RNA of Penicillium paradoxum, 1329 nucleotides long. Its product is annotated as methionine aminopeptidase 2. Gene Ontology annotation, biological process: proteolysis. Lineage: Eukaryota; Fungi; Ascomycota; Eurotiomycetes; Eurotiales; Aspergillaceae. Gene Ontology annotation, molecular function: metalloaminopeptidase activity. Bases 1 to 1329 code for a protein of 442 amino acids. The transcript has 4 exons. The record is from RefSeq and is a predicted model, not a curated record.